This is a messenger RNA of Olea europaea var. sylvestris, 1812 nucleotides long. Its product is annotated as putative disease resistance protein At4g10780. The record is from RefSeq and is a predicted model, not a curated record. Bases 177 to 1454 code for a protein of 425 amino acids. Lineage: Eukaryota; Viridiplantae; Streptophyta; Magnoliopsida; Lamiales; Oleaceae. Gene Ontology annotation, molecular function: ADP binding. The transcript is spliced from 2 exons.
AGAUUUCUGUACGUUUUUCAAAAUUUCUGCGCUAGCAGCUGUUUUCUCAACAAGUCCGCAGCUGGUAAUCAACACACUGAGCAAAGCUGAUAUACUUUCAGUUCUUCUGGUAAUAUCUCCUUGGUGAGCUUGGAAAUACUGACUCAACUCAUCGGACAAAAAUAGAAAAGGUCAUAAUGGCAGAGUUCAUUUUCGGUCCCUUUGUUGAGAAGCUUGCAGAUUGCACUAUUGCUGCAAUUUCCGGCCAAUUUAAGUACAUGUUUUGCUACAAUAAGAACGUUCAAAAUUUGAGGUCUAAAGUGCAAGAUCUCGAAAAUAAAAGAAAUGAUGUGCAAUCAUUAGUGGUUGGAGCAAAAAGAAAUGCGUUCGUUAUUAAAUCAGAGGUGAAAGCAUGGCUGAAAAAGGUUGAUGAUUUAAAGAAACAGGCUGAUGAAGUUUUGAACAGCACAACAAAUUCUGAAAUGCGAUGCCUAUACCUUAGGUGUCCAAAUUUGAAAACCCGUUACUUGCUGAGUAGGAAUGCUACAAAGAAGAUUACUGCAAUUGUUGAGCUCCAAGAAGAAUGUAAAUUUGGUGAGUUGGGCGUACGUGCACCACUAGAGUUGCCGUCUUUCCAUGGGUUUGAGGCUUUGAAGACAAGGAUAUCAACUAAGGGGGAUAUCAUAAAUGCUCUAGAGGACAAAGAUAUCAGCAUUGUUGGGAUAUGUGGUCUGCCUGGGGUAGGUAAGACGAUAAUGGCAAAGGAAGUAAUGACUCAAGUCAAAGGUGGAUUAUUUGAUGAGGUUGCCAUGGUAGUUGUUUCUAAGGAUGUAGACAUAAUAAGAAUACAGGAUAAACUUGCUGAUAUGCUCGGUUUGAAAAUUGAUGAAAAGACCAAUGAAAUUGCUAGAGCUGCUCGACUUACCGAAAGACUUACUCAGGAUAGUAAAAAGAGAAUUCUUGUAAUAUUAGAUGAUGUAUGGACAGACAUUAAUUUGGAAACAUUAGGAAUUCCUUCAUUAAAUCGUCCCGAGGGGUUGAAAAUUCUAUUGACAUCACGCUUUGAAUAUGUCUGCAAAGGGAUGGGAGCUCAAAGGAACAUUGAAGUUGGAGUUUUGCCUAGAGAAGAAGCUUUUGCACUUUUUCAAGAGAUUUCAACAAUUUCUAAUGGUGAUACUCAACUAAUGGUUAUAGCAAAACAAGUUGCAGAGGAGUGUAAAGGUUUACCUCUUGCACUUGAGGUUGUCGGCAAAACACUCAUAAGCAGUAAACUACAUGAAUGGAGGAAUGCUCUUAAUCAACUACAAAAUUCUCAACAUGGUGAUAGAGUAUACUCAAGUAUAGAGUUGAGCUACAACAAUUUGAGAAGUGAAGAACACAGGUCCUUGCUUUUGCUAUGCUCUCUUUUCCCUGAAGAUGAGAGCAUUCCAAUUGAAAGUUGGGGAAUUUGGCCAGAUGACCCACUUGGACAAUGAUUUUGGACAAAUAGCCUUUGACCAUCAUUAAAAUGGAAUAAAAAAAUUUAAAAUGUUUUAAUUGAUAAAAUGACAAAAUUGUCCUUCAGUUUAUAUCAAAUUAUUCACCCAACUUCUUUCAUUUCACCUUCUUCUUUCUUCUUCCCUUUUCCUGUGAAACCCUAUUCCCCAAACUUGAAUUCCAAACCCAUCUUCUUCAUCUUAAUUUUCACUAUAUUUCAAUAUUACAAAAAACUUUUCUUUGACUCUAGUUUAUUUCACAUUACUUUACCCUCUCUUUGGUACAAGUUAAGACAACAAAAAAAGGUAAUUUUUUCUACGAUUUUUUUUCUUUUUUGUUAUUUUAAAAUGUGAUUUU